Elgaria multicarinata webbii is the source of this 3030-nucleotide messenger RNA. RefSeq names its product cullin 1 (gene CUL1). The transcript has 22 exons. Gene Ontology annotation, biological process: SCF-dependent proteasomal ubiquitin-dependent protein catabolic process; protein ubiquitination. Gene Ontology annotation, molecular function: ubiquitin protein ligase binding; protein-macromolecule adaptor activity. Gene Ontology annotation, cellular component: SCF ubiquitin ligase complex. NCBI's taxonomy places the organism in Eukaryota, Metazoa, Chordata, Lepidosauria, Squamata, Anguidae. The record is from RefSeq and is a predicted model, not a curated record. The coding region runs from base 254 to 2584 and encodes 776 amino acids.
GGCGCUAGAGUGUCUGGAUGGACGAGGCUACCGGGGCCUGCUUGGGUGACCGACCGACCGACUGACUGACUGUGUGUGUGGGGACGCGCGAUGCCGACGGGUUUCUUGUGAGACAAUAUCAGCGUUCAUAUGAAAGGAGCAUCCGUUCUGCAUGACUGUGACAGAAUUUGGAAUGUUGUUUUAUUUCUGCCUCUGAUGGAGGAGUAACCAUAUAUCACAAGGCUGCACUGGACGACUUCACGGAAAAUACAAAAUGUCAUCAAAUAGGAGUCAGAACCCACAUGGACUUAAACAAAUUGGUCUUGACCAGAUAUGGGAUGACCUCAGAGCUGGAAUUCAACAAGUUUAUACAAGGCAAAGUAUGGCAAAGUCCAGAUAUAUGGAACUCUACACUCAUGUUUAUAACUACUGUACUAGUGUACAUCAGUCUAAUCAAGCGCGAGGAGCUGGUGUACCUACUUCUAAGUCUAAAAAAGGCCAAACACCUGGAGGAGCUCAGUUUGUUGGUUUGGAACUAUACAAGCGGCUUAAAGAAUUUCUGAAGAAUUACUUGACAAAUCUUCUUAAGGAUGGUGAAGACUUGAUGGAUGAGAGUGUUUUGAAAUUCUACACUCAACAGUGGGAAGAUUAUAGGUUUUCAAGCAAAGUGCUGAAUGGGAUUUGUGCCUACCUCAAUCGACACUGGGUUCGGCGUGAGUGUGAUGAAGGCCGCAAGGGAAUAUAUGAAAUCUACUCACUUGCACUUGUGACCUGGAGGGACUGCUUGUUCAGGCCAUUAAAUAAGCAGGUAACAAAUGCUGUGCUGAAGCUGAUUGAAAAGGAAAGAAAUGGUGAAACUAUCAACACAAGACUGAUCAGUGGAGUUGUUCAGUCUUACGUGGAGCUGGGGCUGAACGAAGAUGAUACUUUUGCUAAGGGGCCUACACUGACAGUCUACAAAGAGUCCUUUGAAUCUCAGUUUCUUGCUGACACAGAGAGAUUCUAUACAAGAGAAAGCACUGAAUUUCUGCAACAGAAUCCAGUUACAGAAUACAUGAAAAAGGCGGAAGCUCGUCUUCUGGAGGAACAGCGUAGGGUUCAGGUAUAUCUACAUGAGAGCACACAAGAUGAACUAGCACGAAAAUGUGAACAAGUACUCAUUGAAAAACAUUUGGAGAUCUUUCACACAGAAUUUCAAAACCUACUGGAUGCUGACAAAAAUGAAGACUUGGGACGCAUGUAUAACCUUGUGUCCCGAAUCCAGGACGGUCUUGGAGAGCUGAAAAAACUUCUGGAAACGCACAUUCAUAAUCAGGGUCUAGCUGCCAUUGAAAAAUGUGGAGAAGCUGCACUAAAUGAUCCCAAAAUGUAUGUACAAACAGUAUUGGAUGUCCAUAAGAAAUACAAUGCACUGGUCAUGUCUGCUUUCAACAACGAUGCUGGUUUUGUGGCUGCUCUAGACAAGGCUUGUGGUCGAUUUAUAAAUAACAAUGCAGUGACAAAAAUGGCCCAGUCAUCCAGUAAAUCCCCAGAGCUGUUGGCACGGUAUUGUGACUCUUUGCUAAAGAAAAGCUCGAAGAAUCCAGAGGAAGCUGAGCUUGAAGACACACUCAAUCAAGUGAUGGUUGUCUUCAAGUAUAUUGAAGACAAAGACGUGUUUCAGAAAUUCUAUGCCAAAAUGUUGGCAAAGCGGCUUGUACACCAGAACAGUGCGAGUGAUGAUGCUGAAGCAAGCAUGAUCUCCAAACUGAAGGCAACUUGUGGCUUUGAGUAUACCUCAAAACUUCAGAGGAUGUUCCAAGAUAUUGGUGUAAGCAAAGACUUGAAUGAGCAGUUCAAAAAGCACCUGUCCAAUUCGGAGCCGUUAGAUUUGGACUUUAGCAUACAGGUUCUGAGCUCUGGAUCCUGGCCCUUCCAAAUGUCUUGUGCGUUUGCUCUCCCCUCUGAGCUGGAACGCAGUUACCAGAGAUUUACUGCUUUUUAUGCUAGUCGCCAUAGUGGAAGAAAAUUGACCUGGUUGUAUCAGCUAUCCAAAGGGGAACUAGUUACCAAUUGCUUCAAAAACAGAUACACGUUACAGGCAUCUACAUUCCAGAUGGCAAUUCUACUGCAGUAUAACACAGAAGAUGCUUAUACAGUUCAGCAGCUGACAGACAGUACUCAGAUAAAAAUGGAUAUUUUAGCACAGGUUCUACAGAUUUUGCUAAAAUCAAAGUUGCUGGUUUUGGAAGAUGAAAAUGCAAAUGUUGAUGAAGUGGAGUUGAAACCAGACACCUUAAUAAAACUGUAUCUUGGUUACAAAAACAAAAAACUGCGGGUGAAUAUAAAUGUGCCAAUGAAGACUGAGCAAAAGCAGGAGCAGGAAACUACACACAAGAACAUAGAAGAAGACAGGAAACUACUGAUCCAGGCUGCUAUUGUAAGGAUUAUGAAGAUGAGAAAGGUUCUUAAACAUCAGCAGUUGCUUGGAGAAGUGCUCACACAGCUGUCAUCAAGAUUCAAGCCACGAGUUCCAGUAAUAAAGAAAUGCAUUGACAUUCUAAUAGAGAAGGAGUACUUGGAGCGUGUGGAUGGUGAGAAGGACACCUACAGUUACUUGGCUUAACAGUUUUUAGCGGUUGUCUCUAUGACACUCAAAUAGUUACACGAUUGAAAGAAAGAGAAUGGAACUUGUUGGCCUGCUGCCGUCUGGACCUCCAUUUUUAUAACUGAGACCAGGACUUCCAUCCGCUAGUCUUGGAAUUACAUCAGACCUGCUCAGGAUUGAUACAUUUCAAGUAUGUAAAUAUGGACACCAAUGCCAUUUAACCUAAUUUAAGAACAGAACGGAAUCUGAAACCUUCUCCACUGGAGGUUGCAUGCUACUGCAUUUAAAUCAAUACAUUGGCUAUACAACAAAAAGCUGUUGCCCCAGGCAGCACUUAUACAUGUUGGCAGCACUUUGAGAGUCUAACUUGGGCCCAUGUGUAAUCUGCUAUGAAAAAUCAUUUGUAUAGUGUGUUUCAUUUUUUAAUGUGUGAAAUAAAAAAUAAAAAAUUUCUGUACAAGUUG